Pseudonaja textilis is the source of this 862-nucleotide messenger RNA. RefSeq names its product brain protein I3 (gene BRI3). NCBI's taxonomy places the organism in Eukaryota, Metazoa, Chordata, Lepidosauria, Squamata, Elapidae. The record is from RefSeq and is a predicted model, not a curated record.
CGAAGGGUUUGCGUUGCUGCUGCUGCUGCUGCUGGUGCGGGGACUCUCCGCGCGGAGCUUCCUCCGGGGCGACCCCCGGGUUGCCCCCUCCCACGUCUUCUCCCCCCCCCCGCUCCGCCCCAUGCCCCGCCGGCUCUGGGCGCAAUUGCUGCUGCCUUCUCCUUGAAGGAGCCGAGCGAGCCGGGACCCAGCAAGCCCGCCCGGGACUGAGAGCCUCCUUCCCCCGCCCUCCUCCUCCUCCCCCAGCACCCCCUCCCCCCCAAAAAAGGAAUCCCCGCUCCAGGCUUCUCUCCGGUCCGACGACCCCUCACCGCCAUGGACGGCAAGCCGCUGCUGCAGGACCGGCCGCCGCCUUACAGCCCUUACGGGCCGCCGCCGGGCAACUAUGCACCCCACACCUACGGGACCAUCCCGCCGGCGCCGCCCUACCCGUUCCCCCCGGGGACCACCGGGCCAGGAUAUACCGCUCCGGCUAGUUCACAGCCGCACAACUAUCCCAAUACUACGUAUACAAUAAUCCAGCAGCCCCCUCCUACCACAUCUGUCAUAGUUGUGGGUGGCUGCCCGGCUUGCAGGGUUGGCGUGCUGGAAGACACCUUCACUUGCCUUGGCAUCCUGUGCGCCAUCGUUUUUUUCCCCGUGGGGAUCAUCUUUUGCCUCGCCUUGAGACAACGGACGUGUCCUAACUGCGGGGCGACAUUUGGUUAAGAGAUCGGAGCGCCUACAACCCCACAACCCGACCACAACCCAGAGGCUUUGAGCAGCUGUACCCCUUCUUUUUUUUUUCUAAUGUAAAUGUCAUGUACAAUCAAGUUUAUGCAUCGGAGCUGAUUUUGUAAAGAAAUACAAUUAUUAUCAAGCA